AUGGCUCUGGAAGAUAUUUGUUGCUUCAAAGACAAGCCUACACAGCAAUUGUUUCCUUUUCCAGCUUUGGAGACAGAUUAUCACAACCUUGAGUUGGAAAGACUGAAGACAUCUCAGACAAACUGGGGGGAUCCACAGCACAUUUUCAUACCACCUUUCCCACAAGCCACUCCAUUCAUCAGCAGACGCACGUCUCGUUUCAGACCACCAAACCAUGCGUUGACCGUGCAAAGGCCUUUCCCUCUGUCUCAUGGAACAACAACCUUGGGUUUCAUUUUCCAAGGUGGUGUAAUUGCAGCAGCAGACACACGUGCCAGCGCGGGUGGCCUUGUUGCAUGUCCGGCUGUACACAAGAUCACCCCUAUUCACUCCCAUUUAGUGGUCACCUCCUCAGGCAGUGGUGCAGACUGCAUGCUUUGGGAGCGCAUCCUGAUCAGAGAGAUCAGACUAUAUGAACUGCGGCAUAAGCGUCGACUCUCCAUAAGAGCUUCUGCCAAGCUUCUUUCCUUUAUGUUGCAUCCAUUUAAAGGGACUGAUGUAUGUGUGGCACUCACUCUGUGUGGUUGGGAAAAGGAAGGCCCACAGGUUAUCUACGUGUGCAGCGAUGGCGCCCGACUGCAAGGAGAUAUUAUCUCUGUUGGAUCAGGGUCUCCUUAUGCUUACGGAGUCCUGGAUGGGGGUCUGAGUUGGGGUUUGAGUAAAGAAGAAGCCAUCUCCUUGGCAAGAGAAGCAGUUUUCAGAGCCACUCAUAGGGAUGCCUACUCUGGAAACAAUGUGGAUCUUUUUCACAUCGAUGCCCAGGGUUGGAUCCAAAGACCAAGGGAGGACCUGAAAGAAGAAUAUUACAGAGAGUUGGAGAGAAGGUCCAAGCGCAGAAGAGAAAAGAAAAAGAGAGAUACAAUAGAAAGCAGUUAGAGCAAACAACACAAGGGAACUGUGUUGGGCUUUGGAGAUGAAAAUUAUGCACCUAGGCUGAUCAAAAAGUAGU
This is a messenger RNA of Xiphophorus maculatus (southern platyfish), 988 nucleotides long. RefSeq names its product proteasome subunit beta type-11-like (gene psmb11a). Gene Ontology annotation, molecular function: threonine-type endopeptidase activity. The record is from RefSeq and is a predicted model, not a curated record. The transcript is spliced from 2 exons. The coding region runs from base 1 to 915 and encodes 304 amino acids. Lineage: Eukaryota; Metazoa; Chordata; Actinopteri; Cyprinodontiformes; Poeciliidae. Gene Ontology annotation, cellular component: proteasome core complex.